AUGCCAAAAGAAGCAAGUGUAGAUGCCGGGGCCUGCACAGUGUUUUCCAAUCUCUGCCCCUCCCCCUGCUAUGAUUCGCUGAUGAACCUUCCUGGCUCUGGAAAAACGUACACGAUCUCCAUCUUUUUUGCUGAAGUUACGAGCAUUCUUCAGGCGCGCGAGGAGGCGGCGGAAGCGCUGCGCCGCGACAUCUCCCGUGCCCAGGCAUCUCCCGAACACCUGUGGAGAUCGCAGCUCAACGCCGAAGGGGCCCAGGAUCUGGAGACGCAGCAGCAAAGCUGCGAGGAGGAAGACAAGGACUCGAAGGUUGCAAUCCAGAAAGCUCCACAUCGCGUCUACAGUGCCCGCGACGACGAGCAAGCACAAGCCUAUGUGGAAGAUGUCAUUUCCAAGACGAAGAUGUGCAUGCGACAGAUCGAAACAGAGCGGCACUAUGUUGCAAUGCACAGGGACCUCAUAGCAGAGAGGCACCAGGCCACCAAGACGGAGGCCCAGGCCCGCAUGAAGCUGCAUGAGGAGAAGUCCAAGAAGCAGGUGAAGGAGCUUGAGCACAUGAGGCACCAGCUGCGUUUGCGCAGCGAUGAGGCCCUUGCCGAGAAGAUGGCGAGAACGCAGGGGGAGCUGCUAAGCGCGAAGGCCUUCUGUGCUCAGGUGCAGACCGACAUGGAGGCAGCCAUCCGCGACGCCCAGACGGCGGCGGCAAGGAUAGAGGCUGAGGCAGCUGCCAACACCUUUGAGGAGAAGAGAAAGCUGCAAGACUUGGAGAACAAUGCUUUGCAAAGCUUCAAAGGAAGCCUUGACGAAGCCCAGGGUGCAUGGGACGAGACCUCCAUGCGGAGAAAGGCCCUACAGGAGGAGCUCGAUGAGAUCCAUGCGCAGUACCAAAAGAUCCACGACGAAACUCAAACCAAGAUGAGUUCCAUCAUGGCUCAGUGGAAUGAGAGCCGUGAAGGCAUGGAGAAGAAAAUUGCCGACUUCGAGCUGAAGCGCAAGGAUGCCUUCGAACAUCUGGAGGGCGUCAUCCAGAGAUUCUGA
Symbiodinium natans is the source of this 1035-nucleotide messenger RNA. NCBI's taxonomy places the organism in Eukaryota, Dinophyceae, Suessiales, Symbiodiniaceae. The record is from the annotation of a GenBank genome assembly.